AUGGAAUCUAUGAAUGAAAUCUCGUCGUCAACUCCGCCGAACUCCAAAGACAAGAUGAUGGAGCUUCCACCGUCGACUUCAGGAGCUUCUUUGGGAUCGUCUCUGGCUCUUGAUUGCGCCAGUGGUCCAAAGUCACUGCAUCUCCAAGGAAGCAAAGCUGGGAUUCCUUUUACCACCCCUUCUCUGCCUGGCCUUAACUCCCAUGUCUCCAACCCACCUCCGCCGUCUCAGGUUGUCGUUAACUCUGCUCCUUCGUCUCAGUUUUCAACAGAAGAAGCAAGAGACACACAAGUUCCUCCGUCAAACACUGAUUCUGGAUCUGUUUCUAUCCAAGCUGAGACUACUACUCAAUUUGUGCCUUUUUUAGGUUCAUGGGCUAAACCGCUCAUUUUCAAACCUCUUGCUACUCCUCCUGACCCAAGUACGCCAAGAGAAUAUGACUCUGUGGGAAAUCAGCUGGCUUCUCUUUGGCCAUCUCUUAAUAAUGAGAUCUUGAACAAGAAACAAAAAAGCAAAUUAAGUCCUCAGUCUCGCAAUCUGUUCCGGACCGCUUCACCUACGUACAGAUUUGAUGGUACACCAGAGGUAUCAAUCCCUUCUAAAGUUCUUAAAUUAGGACAUGAGAACAAGGAUGAGUAUAUCAUAGGCAAAUUCCAUAGGUGUUCUUUACCUCCGGGUGGACUUGUUCAUGCUGUAGCUAAUAAGAUUUGGGGAAGAAGCUGUAAGAUCUCUUGCAAAAAGCUGAGUGAGUCAUCCUAUAUGUUUCAUAUCCCUCACCAACCUACUCGCCAAUGGGUUAUUCAAAGAGGAGUUUGGCAUAUUGAUGAUUGUUUGCUUUUUGUGUUGCCUUGGACUCCGGAGGGAUCCUUUCAAAUACCAAAAGUUUCAACUCUUCCGGUAUGGGUCACUUUGAAAUACAUCUCUGAUUGCUGCUAUUCUAGACUAGGAAUUAGUCAUGUUGCCUCGGGUCUUGGAGAGCUUAUCUUGACACAUAAACCUCGUUUGGAUCCUACAAACAUGGGUGAAGCUAAAGUGCUAGUUGAGAUGGAGUUGGAUAGAGUUUUUCCAAAGCUUAUAGCUCUUGAUGAUAAGCAAGGUAGUAUUUAUCUGGUUAAAGUUGAAUACACAUGGAUCCCUUCCACUUGUGAGAGAUGUGGCAGCUUAGGUCAUAAAGUGAAGAGGUGUCUUAUGUCUUCUAAACCUCCAGAAAAUUCAGAUAUCUCAGUGGACGUGACUGCUGACAUAGCAAUUGUUGAUAUUGAUCACAUCUUGCAGCAACAAAAUGAUGAAACAGUUACAGGAAGUCUCCCUAUAACUUCUGCUAUGCCUCAUGUUGACUCUCAACCGGAGUUGAACAUAAACAUUCAGGAUGUUCCACGCUUGCACUCGGACUUGAUAGCGGAUUCUCAGGAACCAUAUGUUUCUACACAUGCCCCUAUGGAAUGCCAAGAUAUUCAAGUCUCAAAGAUCACCACUAGUUCCUCUACCCCACAGGUUCAAGAGGAUAUAACCAAAUAG
This is a messenger RNA of Brassica napus (rape), 1518 nucleotides long. RefSeq lists its product as uncharacterized. Bases 1 to 1518 code for a protein of 505 amino acids. NCBI's taxonomy places the organism in Eukaryota, Viridiplantae, Streptophyta, Magnoliopsida, Brassicales, Brassicaceae. The record is from RefSeq and is a predicted model, not a curated record. The transcript has 3 exons.